Musca domestica (house fly) is the source of this 5837-nucleotide messenger RNA. It is a transcript of the gene Col4a1, whose product is annotated as collagen alpha-1(IV) chain. Gene Ontology annotation, molecular function: extracellular matrix structural constituent. NCBI's taxonomy places the organism in Eukaryota, Metazoa, Arthropoda, Insecta, Diptera, Muscidae. The transcript has 9 exons. Gene Ontology annotation, cellular component: collagen trimer. The coding region runs from base 432 to 5753 and encodes 1773 amino acids. The record is from RefSeq and is a predicted model, not a curated record.
UCCAGUCGAUCUCCACAGCUGGAUCGACACGCUUUUUGCUCGACCACAAGAAAAAAAAAGAAAAACAUAAAACGAAAAUAAAAAAACUUUUUCCUCCGUUCUCCUCUUUUUUUUGGCCAACGAUCACGAAGAGAAAAAAGGGAGCAAAUGGAUGGGGUUCACCUUUAACUUGGAUUAGAAUUUUGAAAAAAGAAAAAAAAAACAUUUAAAAAAACAAGACUCAAAGAAAAAAGAAAAUUUCAAAUGAAUUUUUAGUUCUUUCUUGCGGAACAUUUUAGUUUAGUAACUCAAAACGGAUAUCCUCGAGUUUUGAAAAGAGGUUAUCGCGAAAUUCUAAUUUGUUUUGUCUUAUUCAAUUAUCAAUUUUUAUUUCUAACUCCGUGGUGGAUCGUUAAGGAAACGGAAAUACGCGCAUUCAAAAUUGGGGUAUAAUGGAGCCCCUGUGGAAGCGGCUACUGUUUGCCGCUGUAUUUGCUGGAGCGUUUUUAGGAAUAAAUGCUCAAUUCUGGAAAACCACCGACACCGGUGCCAUCUACAACACUGCUAAACACUAUCGUCCCGAAGUUGAAGCCCCCCGCCAGCCGAUCGAUAACAGCUACUCGAUAAUCGACAGUGCCAGCAACUGUACCGGCAAUACGCCCGGUUGUAUUCCCAAAUGUUUUGCCGAAAAGGGUAAUCGCGGUCUGCAGGGACCCAUUGGUGUGCCCGGUCCCAAGGGCUUGCCUGGCUAUCCCGGUACCGAAGGUCCACCCGGCGACAAGGGUCAGAAGGGUGAACCCGGUCCCCUUGGACCCAGAGGCUUGAAGGGUGAACGCGGUACACCCGGUAUUCCCGGUAUGUCUGGCGUGCCCGGUAUCCAAGGUAUUGCUGGCAAUCCCGGUGCUCCCGGUAUACCCGGUAAAGACGGUUGUGACGGUGAAAAAGGUUUGCCCGGCUUGGCCGGUCUAAGCGGUAUGGCUGGUCCUCGUGGUUAUCCAGGUCAGCCUGGUGCCAAGGGUGAGAAAGGUGAACCGGCCAAGGAAAAUGGUGACUAUGCUAAGGGUGAAAAGGGUGAACCCGGUUUUGCUGGCCGUGCUGGUAAUCCCGGUCCUGAAGGUCCAAUCGGUCCCAAGGGUGAACGUGGUGAAACUGGUCCUCUUGGCGCCCCCGGUUUGCGAGGCGAUCGCGGUUUGAAAGGUGAAAAAGGUGCUCCAUGCUUCCCACGACCACAGCCUGGCAGAAAGGGCGAGAAGGGUGAGAAGGGCGAACCAGCCAGAUCUGCAGGAUUACGUGGCGGCAAAGUGGAAAUUAUUAGCGAAAAGGGUCAACGUGGUGAAAAGGGUGAAAUGGGUCCAGCUGGUGAAAAGGGUGCUGUUGGUGAACAGGGCGCUCCCGGUCGUGAAGGUCCCAAGGGUGAAAAGGGUCUUCCUGGCGGUCCCGGUGAUAGAGGUCGUCAAGGUGCUUUCGGUCCACCUGGUCCACCUGGCCAAAAGGGUGAUCGCGGUGAAACUGGUUUGAAUGGCUUGCCCGGUAAACCUGGUCAAAAGGGUGAACCUGGUCGUCCCGGUAAACCCGGUGAACGAGGUUUGGUCGGUCCCCCUGGCCCACCUGGUGGCGGUCGUGGCUCUCCUGGCGCUCCCGGUCCCAAAGGUCCUCGUGGUUAUCCCGGUGCCCCAGGUCCUAAAGGUUUGGAUGGUUUUGAUGGUCCUCCCGGCCCACAAGGUUUCCCCGGUGCCAAGGGUGGUCCCGGUAUGCCCGGUAACAAUGGUGUUGAAGGUCCUCCCGGUGAAAAGGGUCAAAAGGGUAAUGCAGGUCGUCCAGGUCCCAUGGGUCCUCAGGGUCCUAUCGGUCACACUGGUCCCCCAGGUCCUGAAGGUCAAAAGGGUGAAGCUGGUCUCCCUGGUUACGGUGAACGCGGUCCUAAAGGUGAUGAUGGAACUCCUGGAUCUCCCGGCUUGAAGGGUGCAAAGGGUGAACGUGGUUUGACUGGUGCCCCUGGUGCUCCUGGUGACUCGAAAUUAGGUCUUCCCGGUACUCCUGGUGCCGUUGGUGCUCCAGGUCCUCGUGGUGAUCAAGGUCGUCCCGGUCUGCCCGGUCCCAAAGGUGAUAUGGGUCCUAAGGGUGAUGCUGGCGGCAAAUGCUCAGACUGUGCUCCCGGCCAAAAAGGUGACAAAGGUGAUCGUGGUACAGACGGUAGCCCCGGCCGUGAUGGUCUUAGAGGUCCUCCCGGAGAACGUGGUUAUCCUGGCGAACGUGGUUCUGAUGGUAUUCCUGGCCCCCCUGGUCCUCCUGGCGAGAAGGGUAGAGAUGGCAACCCCGGUGCUCCAGGUCCCUAUGGUUUACCCGGUAAAGAUGCUAUGGUCGAUUUAAAUCAAAUCGUUGCCGAAAAAGGCGAAAAGGGUGAUCGCGGCUACCCAGGUGCUCCUGGUGUCAAGGGUGAGCGUGGCGAAACUGGCGCUGCUGGUCUAAACGGACAAAAGGGUGAAUUUGGUGACAAGGGCGAAAGAGGUUAUCCUGGUCCUCCAGGUAGUGAUGGCGCUCCCGGCAAUCCCGGCAGAGAUGGCUUUGAUGGUGUCCCUGGUCGCAGCAUUAAGGGCGAGCCUGGUUUGGCUGGUCGCGAUGGCGAAAAGGGUGACAAAGGUACAACUGGUCCAAGUGGUAUAAAAGGUGACCCAGGUACUUGCGAUGUUGAUUUUUUGAAGGUUCCCGCUAAGGGCAACAAGGGUGAUCGCGGUGCUCCUGGCAACCCCGGUGCCAUGGGUCCAACUGGUUCGCAGGGCGACAAGGGCAAUGCUGGCCAAAAGGGUGAGACAGGUCCACAAGGUCCACCUGGACCUGCUGGUCCUCGCGGUAUGACUGGCCCACGUGGUGAACCCGGUCCACAAGGUCCCAUUGGUGCUCCUGGUAAUCCCGGCAGAGAUGGUUUGCGUGGUCCCCCCGGCAGAAAUGGUCCCCCCGGUCAAAAGGGUGAACAAGGUAUUGCUAGACCCGGUCCACCUGGUAGCAUUGGUCGUCCCGGUAUGCCUGGUCCCAAGGGUGAUCGUGGCGUGGAAGGUCCCAUGGGUCCUCCCGGUAUGGAUGGCGCUCCUGGCUACCCUGGCGAAAAGGGUGACAGUGGUCAGCCUGGUGCUCCCGGUGCUCCUGGCUUUGAUGGUCCCAAGGGUGAUACUGGUCCUCGCGGUCCAACUGGUCCUCCCGGUCCCCCUGGUAAACCUGGUGUUGAUGGUGUUCAAGGUCGUGACGGCGCUAAGGGUGAACCCGGUUAUCCCGGUUUGGUCGGUAUGCCUGGUAUGAAGGGUGAAAGAGGUGCUCCCGGUGUUGAUGGUCCCAAAGGUUUUACUGGUGUUGCCGGUCCCCCUGGCAAACGUGGUCCACCUGGUCCUGCUGGUAUUCCUGGUGCCAAGGGUGACCGUGGUGAACGCGGCUUGACUGGCAAGGAUGGUUUGCCCGGUGUCAGAGGUCCUCCUGGUCCACCCGGUGUAAUGGGCGUGAAAGGUGACAUGGGACCCAUGGGUCCUCCCGGUGCUGAUGGUGUUCCUGGUAUUGAUGGUGCCAAGGGUGAUCGUGGUUUGCCUGGUAUGGAUGGUCCUCGCGGUGAGCCUGGUGAUGCUGCCGAAAAGGGUCAAAAGGGUGAACCUGGUGCCUCUGGUCUGCGUGGUGAGCCUGGUAUGACUGGUGCCCCUGGUAUGCCUGGUGAAAAGGGUGUACCUGGUAUUGCUAUGCAUGGACGUCCCGGCGCUCCUGGCAUGAAAGGUGAUCGUGGUCGUGAUGGUCUCAAUGGUGUCGAUGGCAGACCCGGUGAAAAGGGUGAUCAAGGUAUGCCCGGUCUUACUGGCGCCAAGGGUAUCAAGGGUGACUUUGGUUUGCCCGGUGCUCCUGGUCUUCCCGGCAUGGAUGGCAAACCCGGUCAAAUGGGUGCUCCUGGUCCAAUCGGUCAUACCGGUCCCAAGGGUGACAAGGGCGAACGUGGUUUCCCUGGCCUCAAUGGCGCCAAGGGCGACAAGGGUGAACGUGGUGUACCUGGUUUCAAUGGUGCUGCCGGUCCUAAAGGUGAUCGUGGUUUCCCCGGCCCAGCUGGUCUGAAUGCUGCUCCGAUUACGAUUAAGGGUGAGCCCGGUGAAAUGGGUGAACCCGGUUUGAUUGGCUUGCCCGGUCCCAUGGGUCUGAAGGGUAAUCAGGGUGCACCUGGUUUCACUGGUCCCAAGGGUGAUCGUGGCUUGACCGGACCUCCUGGACCCAACGGUUUGAAUGGUAUGCCUGGCGCUAAGGGUGAACGUGGUUUGACAGGUGAUGUUGGUGCUCCUGGGCUGACCGUCAAGGGUGAGAAGGGUUUGCCUGGCCGUACUGGUAAAAAUGGACGUGAAGGUGCCCCUGGUUUGCCUGGACAAAAGGGUGAAAAGGGUCUGGCUGGUCUUCCAGGUACUCCUGGUGCCACCGGUGCCCCCGGCCCCAUUGGUCCUCAGGGUCCUAAGGGUGAUCGCGGUCUGGUUGGUGCACCCGGCAGAGAUGGUGCUAACGGCAUGCCUGGCGCUCCUGGUAUCAAGGGUGAUAUGGGUUAUCCUGGUCCUAAGGGUGAUAUGGGUCUACCUGGUGUACAAGGCGAAAAGGGUGACAAGGGUGAAACCGGCAUGGCUGGCUUCCCUGGCAGUCGCGGUCUAACUGGCGAAAAGGGUGAUCGUGGUCUUGAUGGUAUGGAAGGUUUGCCCGGUCCCGUGGGUGCUCCUGGCGAGAAGGGCUUCCAAGGUCCACCUGGUAUAAAUGGUCGUGAUGGUCUGCCUGGUCUCAAGGGUGACAAGGGUGAACCUGGCAAGAUUCCACCACCCGGCCCCAAGGGUGAACCUGGUUAUCCUGGACGUGAUGGUCAAAAGGGUGAACGUGGUCCUCCCGGUCCUCGUGGCCUGAUUGGUUUGCAGGGCGAACGUGGUGAAAAGGGUGAUAUGGGUUUGGUUGGUUUGACUGGUGCCGUGGGCCGUCCUGGUCCCAAGGGUGACACUGGUCCAGCAGGUUUGGUGGGUCGCGAUGGCGCUCCCGGUCCCAUGGGUCCCAAGGGUGAGCCCGGUGCACCAUGUAGCCAUGCUCCUGACUAUCUUACCGGUAUUCUGUUGGUGCGUCACAGUCAAACCGCCCAGGUGCCACGCUGUGAACCCGGCCACCAAGAAUUAUGGACUGGCUAUUCCCUGCUGUAUGUUGAUGGUAAUGACUAUGCUGCCAAUCAGGACUUGGGCUCGCCCGGUUCCUGUGUCAGACGUUUCUCCACACUGCCCAUGCUGACCUGUGGUGCCGGCAAUAUUUGCAACUAUGCCUCGCGUAAUGACAAAUCCUUCUGGUUGACCACCAACAAUCCCACCAUGCCCAUGAUGCCUGUUCCCGCCCAGGAAGUUAGCCAAUACAUUUCACGUUGUGUUGUGUGCGAAGUGCCGGCCAAUGUUAUUGCUGUGCACAGUCAAACACUGGAUGUGCCCUCAUGUCCCGGCGGCUGGGAAGGUUUGUGGAUCGGCUACAGCUUUAUGAUGCACACUGCUGUCGGCAGUGGUGGUGGUGGCCAGGACAUGUCCUCGCCCGGUUCCUGUCUGGAAGACUUCCGUCCCGUACCGUUCAUUGAGUGCAACGGCGGCAAGGGCCACUGCUUCUUCUACGACACAAUCAACAGUUUCUGGCUGGUAACCAUCGAGGAGUACCAACAGUUCCAGAGACCCGACAUGGUUACCCUCAAGGCGGGCAACUUGCAGCAAAGAGUCUCCAGGUGUCAAGUGUGUAUUAAGAACUCGUCAUAAGAGCCUAGAUCGAUAAACAACAACAAAAACAAGAAACAAUAGCAACAACAACAACAAAAGGAUGAAAACGAAAAAUAAGAAAAA